This is a messenger RNA of Camelina sativa (false flax), 1031 nucleotides long. RefSeq lists its product as uncharacterized. The record is from RefSeq and is a predicted model, not a curated record. Lineage: Eukaryota; Viridiplantae; Streptophyta; Magnoliopsida; Brassicales; Brassicaceae.
AAGCCAUGACUUGUGACCGUACCUUUUGAAAACACACUUGACACUCCCAUAGUCCUAUAUAAUCCUCUACGGGCUCUUACCUCCAAUGUUCCUUUCCAUGCUAAUUAAGCAACAUCGACCAACAUAAUAGAAGAAAAAAAACACACACAAUUAUUGAAGCUCUUUCAAAGAAGAAGAAGAUAUGAAGAAAGCUACCGCAUUGAUGAAACAGAUCGUUUGUUUGUUGAGCUCUGCAGCAAAGGCUAAAUCUAUAGCCAUAAAGAACAAAACAAGUGCCUUCAAAACAAGAGUCCUCAUGUUGUCUCUUGUUAAACACAAGAAGCUCGGGUUCCGUUCGAUUUCCAACAAGAUUCACAACCUCUUGGGCCAUGCAGAUCAAGAUCAAGAUCAUGAGGACAACAACCAAGACCAAGACAAGAACAAGGCUAUAGUUCUCUACAGCAGCAAGGCAUCCACAAUGGCCCAUCAUGAGGAAUACGACGUUCACGAGGACAACGACAAGUAUCCUGAUCUGAGGCACACGUUGUUCGAAGGAGAGGAUGAUUUUGGGGACUUGGAAGAGGAAGGUCAAGGCAGUUCUGUGAUAGAUAUGGUGAGGAACUCGAAGGAAGAAGAAGGAGAGAAUUUCAAGCUAGAAGAUGAGAUCGACCAUGUCGCAGAUCUCUUUAUUUCAAGGUUUCAUAAGCAGAUGAAACUUCAGAAACUCUUGUCUUUCAAGAGGUAUCAAGAAAUGCUAGCCCGAGGCACCUAAACCCAUAUCCAUAAAUAUGACCAUAUAUAUAUAUAAAAAUAUGUUGGCGAUAGAUAUGAAGAAUAGAUUCAUAUUGUGAUCAUUUGCUAACGUUCUUAUUUUGUGUUGUAUCUUAUAAAUUCUUCGAACCCCCUUAUUUUCUACGAUUAAAAAUAUUAUGAUCUCUUAGUAGAUGUGUUUGUAUUUAACAUGUUGGGUUGAAGGAAGGAUCUGUUUUGUGGAAUAUGUUUUCUUCCUCCUAGAGGUCGUAUUAUAUAUAAGUAUGAUCUUUGAAAUGUUA